AUGGCGCAGCUCCCGUGCCCCCCCCUGGGGCUGGAGUCCCUGCGGGUGCUGGACACGCAGCUCCGGGCGUCCAGCCACAAGCGGCACGGGCUGGGCGCGCACCGCGGCCGCCUCAACAUCCAGUCAGGGCUCUACGACGGCGAUUUCUACGACGGGGGCUGGUGCGCGGGACAGGAGGACACCGAGCAGUGGCUGCAGGUGGACGCGCGGCGCCUCACCCGCUUCACCGGCGUGGUCACCCAGGGCCUCAACUCCAUCUGGACGUACGACUGGGUGACGUCCUACAAGGUGCAGGUCAGCAAUGACUCGCACACGUGGCUGCCGGGGGGGGGGGGGGGGGGCCCUCAGGUGUUCCCGGGGAACAAAGACCCCGAGACGCCGGUGCUGAACCUGCUGCCCUCGCCGCUCGUGGGGCGAUUCCUGCGCAUCAACCCGCAGAGCUGGUUCCCCAACGGCACCGUCUGCCUGCGGGCCGAGGUCCUGGGCUGCCCCGUGCCCGACCCCAGCGAUGCCCACACCUGGCACCCCCCGGCCCCGCCCGAAUCUCACCUGGAUUUCCGCCACCACAACUACAAGGAGAUGAGAAAGCUGAUGAAGAGGGUGAGCGAGGAGUGCCCCGACAUCACGCGCGUGUACAGCAUCGGGCAGAGCUCCCGCGGGCUGCGCCUCUACGUGAUGGAGAUCUCGGACAACCCCGGGACGCACGAAGUGGGAGAGCCCGAGUUCCGCUACGUGGCCGGGAUGCACGGGAACGAGGUGCUGGGCCGGGAGCUGCUGCUGAACCUGAUGGAAUUCCUGUGCCGGGAGUUCCGCCGGGGAAACCCCCGCGUGGUGCAGCUGGUGACGGACACGCGCAUCCACCUGCUGCCCUCCAUGAACCCCGACGGCUACGAGACCGCCUACAAACUGGGCUCGGAGCUGGCGGGAUGGGCCAUGGGCCGCUGGACGUACGAGGGCAUCGACCUCAACCACAACUUUGCCGACCUGAACACGGCGCUGUGGGACGCCGAGGACAACGACCUGGUGCCCCACGAGUUCCCCAACCACUACAUCCCCAUCCCCGAGUACUACACCUUCGCCAACGCCACGGUGGCCCCGGAGACGCGGGCGGUGAUCGCGUGGAUGCAGCGCUACCCGUUCGUGCUGAGCGCCAACCUGCACGGCGGCGAGCUGGUGGUCACCUACCCCUUCGACAUGACCCGCACCUACUGGAAGGCGCAGGAGCUGACCCCGACGCCGGACGACGGCGUUUUCCGCUGGCUGGCCACCGUCUACGCCACCGCCAACCUGGCCAUGGCCAGCGGCGAGCGCCGGCGCGGGGGGGGGGGGGCCAUGGCCAGCGGCGAGCGCCGGCGCUGCCACUACGACGACUUCACGCGUUUCGGCAACAUCAUCAACGGAGCCAACUGGCACACGGUGGCUGGCAGUAUGAAUGAUUUCAGCUACCUGCACACCAACUGCUUUGAGAUCACCGUGGAGCUGUCCUGUGAUAAAUUCCCGCACGCCUCCGAGCUGCCCGAGGAGUGGGAGAACAACCGGGAGUCGCUGCUGCUCUUCAUGGAGCAGGUGCACCGCGGGAUCAAGGGCGUGGUUCGGGACAGUGACACCGAGCUGGGCAUCCCCAACGCCAUCAUCUCCGUGGAUGGCAUCAACCACGACGUCCGCACCGCCUCGGACGGGGACUACUGGCGGCUGCUGAACCCGGGCGAGUACGAGGUGACGGCGCGGGCCGAGGGCUACGAGGCGGCCACGCAGCCGUGCCGGGUUUACUUCGAGAACGUUCCCACCCCGUGCAGCUUCCGCCUGGCGCGGGCACGGGUGCCCGUGCCGGGUGUCCCAGUUAAACCCCCCCUCCCAGCUGGGGUCGGGGGUGAACCCCUGAGGGCCCAUCAAGGCAGGAAGGGACUUCCCACUUUUUUUCCCCCCUUGCUUUUGGGGGACCCCGGCUCGUACCCCUCGCUGCUGGGCACUUUGCUGAACUUCCAGAUCUUCCACUACCGCUGCGACCUGGGGGAUGGCACCAAAUGGCGGCGACUCACCCUUCACCUACCCGCGCCCUCAUCCAAGAUGGCGGCGUCCACCCCGGCGUCACGGCGCGACGUAGAGCGCGUGACGCGCUGA
This is a messenger RNA of Ficedula albicollis (Collared flycatcher), 2121 nucleotides long. It is a transcript of the gene CPXM1, whose product is annotated as carboxypeptidase X (M14 family), member 1. Gene Ontology annotation, biological process: proteolysis. The transcript is spliced from 16 exons. Bases 1 to 2121 code for a protein of 706 amino acids. The record is from RefSeq and is a predicted model, not a curated record. Gene Ontology annotation, molecular function: zinc ion binding; metallocarboxypeptidase activity. Lineage: Eukaryota; Metazoa; Chordata; Aves; Passeriformes; Muscicapidae.